AUGUCCAUCCAUCAAAUUCUGAACUUUAAGAUCCCUCCCGACCACGAGGAUUCGUUUGCAUCAUUGACUCGGCUAUGCGACGACCACAAACUUUUGAAUCAAAAGGAUGGGCAUGAAACCCGAGAUUUGUGUGAUGGAUUAUCGGAUCCAAGUACCCUGCUACGAUUCUUGGCUGCCCGUCGGUUUGAUCCCGAUGCCGCGCUCGUGCAAUUCAAAGAAGCAUGUCAAUUUCGCCAGGAGAAAGCUGUGCUGAAAUUAUACGACAUAAUCCCAAUCCCCGAUUUUGAGCAGGCUCGGCAAUUUUAUCCCCACUGGACCGGUCGCAGAGGCAAGACUGGUGUGCCGAUAUGCAUGUUUGAUCUCGCCUACCUUGAUAAAGAUGGUUUGGCAAGCUGGGAGAAAAGUCGCCAAUCCCCCGGCUGGAAAUAUCCAGCAUCCGAGGAACAUCAGCCACCAACUCCGGAUAUGAUACAGUCAGCCUCUAUCUUCCACGACAGUCUUACCCGUUUUGUGCUUCCCCUUUGCUCAAUGAUGGAAGACCGGCCUAACCCGUCGGUUCCGAUCACCAACUUCGUUUAUCUUGUGGACGCAUCCAAUUUGGGGCUAAAGCAAGGAUGGAGUCUUAGAUUCUUUGCUCAGGAAAUAAGUUGGCUACUAUCAACUUGCUACCCUGAGACUAUUCAGCGCAUUUUUGUAUGCAAUGCCCCCUCAUAUUUCGCUACGAUCUGGAAAUACCUCAAAGGAUGGGUCGAUCCUUAUACAGCAGAGAAGAUCGUAAUUCUCUUCGACGCUGAAGUUCUGCCCACUCUCAGGGAGCACAUUGAGGAUGCAAAUAUCCCGAGCAUAUUUGGCGGUGGCUUUCCCUUCAAGCAUGGAAUGCUACCGGAUCUUGACAAUAACAUCCGGGAGCGUUUGAACUGGGACUCGCCAGAGAAGACUUUGCCUCCCGGUCCCAUUAAAUGGGCUCAGGAAUCAGACGGCAAGAUUGUAGCAUCAGCUGUUGGUAGCCAGGCUGGCUCUGCGAGAAACGACAAGAUUGCAGAAGUUGAUUAUUGA
Molecule: messenger RNA, 1056 nt
Organism: Penicillium arizonense
Lineage: Eukaryota; Fungi; Ascomycota; Eurotiomycetes; Eurotiales; Aspergillaceae
Product: SEC14 family lipid-binding protein
Exons: 5
Coding region: 1-1056 (351 amino acids)
Source: RefSeq, a predicted model, not a curated record